AUGUCCCCUGAGGCGACGGUUGAGGACAUUCCCUGUGAAACAGAAAGAGGAUUGGCGACAAAGGAGCUUCGAGCCUCCGACCUGCAUAUCCUCGAGGGCAGAUCAAGCAGUGAUGACCAAUUCAACAAUGCCUUUAACCAGAACGGAGCUUCAAUCCGACCCAAUCUGGGCCAUAACAUUUCUUCCUACAACUUUUCCCACCAAGCCGAACAUGCUGGACAGGAUAUCCCAGAACCAUCAGGGCCAGUUGGCUCUCGGCUUCUUCUACGUAGGCCUCGACCCGAGUCUUUCAGCACUGCACAGUUGACCGACGACUUUGCUGUAGAGGUUCAAUCUGGACGACAUGCACAAGCAGGACCUUCAGCUGUUCGAUCAUUCUUAUGCCUGGAAUCCAUACGGCCUUUGCUCAAUGACCUGAUCAGCCCUGAAGAUGCUUGUGAUUUGCUAGAAUUUUAUUUUGCUCAAGCAGGGAGCUCUCUUUUCAGAUCUGCCUCCCCUUACGUGUUGACUCAUGUGUUGAGGAAGAGAUCUCUCUUGCAUCCAACUAAAUCUCGAGAAACCACUCCAGCAUUGCUGACAACAAUGCUUUGGGUUAGUGCACAAACAGCUGACAUUCCUCUGCUAUUGCUUCCAGGAGAAAGAUCUCGAGUUUGUGAGGCGUUGCGCAAACUGUCCACCUCGCUCAUUCACGACAGAGAUCGUGACCAUUGGCAGCGAAGUCCGGGUGAGUUUUUCGACAAGGAACAAGAGCCCUAUUCGCCAGUUGACAUUAAAGAGCAGGAGGACGUCUUGUACAGCAUAGCUCUUUCUGCUACAGCAAACCGACCAGGGACGCCAGGGGGGGAUUUCAAGACAGACUGCUACCCAUGGUGGAGCAAAGCCGUUAGACUAGCGCAGGCUUUAGGCUUGAACCGGGUAGACGCCAGCGAAGGCAAAUAUGGCUCAGGGUGUCCGACAUCAUCACAUAUCUGUCAGGGAAGCAACAUUGAAGGUCAGUGCUUUGCUGCAUUAGAAGCUCAAGAAGAACGACGCCGUGUGUUUUGGCUUCUAUUCUGUCUGGAUAGACAUCUGGCACUAGCAUUCAACGGCAUUCCCAACAUCUCGGACGACGAAUGCGAUGUGUACAUUCCAUUGCCCGACGACAUAUGGGAGAACUUCGAAGCAGUUCCUACCGAACUCCUCACUCGACGAUCCCAUGGACCCCCUACGUUAGUGACGGGAACCAGCUUCUUCGAAUAUUUCCUACCCUUGAUGGCUAUUAUGGGAGACGUCAUUCAUAUUCACCAUCGUCGGUACCACCCUCGAUUUGGAACGCUCGAUGACCAGAAUUCCAUCUCCAUGGUGGAAGAGCUAUUUGCGAACUGCGCUCAGAGCAUCAGUGACCUCGAAAGCCGAUACGAAACAGAAGAGCUUGACGGCGCUAUUCCGGCAAGCGAGUUCCUCACACCGAAUUCUGGAUUUCAAGAAAGUCCUUUAAACCAAGCUGUGGGAUCCCCGGCAGGACGGCGACCCAAAAGCCGCGCACUGGCACAACUCGUCACUUCGUAUAGUACUUUCAUCUUGCAUGUUCUUCAUGUCCUGUUGUACGGCAAAUGGGACGCUGUGUCCAUGCUGGAGAACGAAGAUGGGUGGAUCACAUCAGUGCCUUUUAUGAAGUGCGCAUCGCAUGCUAUUGCGGCUUCAGAAGCUGUUUCUCAAAUUCUCAAAUGUGACCCUGAACUGACCUUCAUGCCGUAUUUGUUUGGUAUCUAUCUUCUUCAUGGAAGCUUCAUUCUCUUAUUGUUUGCCGAUCGCAUGCCUCAGCUCGGGCCAAACGAAUCGGUUGAAAAAGCCUGUGAGACAAUCAUUAGAGCCCACGAAGUCUGUGUGGUCACGUUGAGCACCGAGUUCCAGAAGAGAUUCCGCAAAGUCCUGCGUUCAACACUCUACAGUGUCAGAAGUGCGAGGAUUACCAAUGCAGAAGAAAGUCUCGUGCGGCGCAGAGUGUUGUCGCUGUAUCGAUGGACGAAGGGAGCUAGAGGGUUGGGGUUGUGA
Molecule: messenger RNA, 2034 nt
Organism: Cladophialophora bantiana CBS 173.52
Lineage: Eukaryota; Fungi; Ascomycota; Eurotiomycetes; Chaetothyriales; Herpotrichiellaceae
Exons: 3
Coding region: 1-2034 (677 amino acids)
Biological process (GO): DNA-templated transcription
Molecular function (GO): DNA binding; zinc ion binding
Source: RefSeq, a predicted model, not a curated record